GUUGAGUGUAUGUUUAUUUUUCUAGACAUAAUGAUGUGAUAUGUUUAAGUAAUAAUAUUAUUUAUUUUCUCUUGAGAAAUUAUACGGUUCUCUUAUUUUAACUCAUCAUGACAAAUAUGAUUGACUUAGUAUUUUCGAAUGCUGCUGGUUCUGCGUUCGUUUGGAAUGCUGAAGACUGGUUUAUACUCAGAAAAGAGCAUAGAAUAAUAGGAGAACUAGUAGGGUGUAAUCCUAAGUUGCCGAGACAAGAAAUUCUUUUAGGUCUACCUUUGCUAUUACUUCCAGAAGAGGUAACCGUCUUACUUGAACAGAAAGUAGCACGACUAGUACAUUAUCCUUGCUUACAACAAAUACCAAGUGAAUCAUUGAAAAAAGCUUUUGAGGAUUAUAGGCAGGAGUUGUUUGUGGAACAGGAGAAAUGUUUAAGAGAACAGAGAAAGCAACAGGUGACUUUGAUGCUGGAUAGAAUUGUUGCAGGUAAAAGACGAAAAUUAUUAGGUAUAGGAAGCUGCAAGAAAAAGAUGAAAAAGCCAUUAACGCCAGAAAUGGAAAUUGAAUCAAAGAAAAUAGAAAUUAAUUAUGAAGAAGUGGUUAGUGAGGAAAUGGAUAAGCUCCCAAAACUGGAGAAAAAAGAUGCUCUUGUGCAAACUCAUACCGCUUAUCCAUGGUUAAUGGAAGAUGACAUAAAACUAGCGGAUUGGAAAUAUCCUUUGACUACUAAAGAAAUUUUACGUUAUAAAGUUUUUAAAGAUUUAUGGGAACAGGGGUUCUAUGUAACUGGUGGUGAAAAAUUUGGUGGUGACUUUCUUGUAUAUUCAGGAGAUCCGAUAAUGUUCCAUUCUCAGUUUAUAAUACAAUGCAGAGAUAGAGAUGAUGAAAUAGCCGUAUCUGAGCUCAUCGGUGAGUGUCGUAUUGGAUGUCAUGUAAGAAAAACUGAAGUAUAUGCUUCAUUUGCCAGUGAUAAAGAGACUAUUAUGUAUCAAUCGAUUCAAUGGAGUGAAUCCAGUGCAUUUCAGAGAUAAUGACUUAAUUUCUAUGAUUUAUGUUAAUAAUAAUAGCAAUAAUAAAAAGUAAAAUAGUUAAUAUUUAUCUAU
Messenger RNA from Orussus abietinus, 1094 nucleotides. RefSeq names its product tRNA-splicing endonuclease subunit Sen34 (gene Tsen34). The transcript is spliced from 4 exons. Gene Ontology annotation, molecular function: nucleic acid binding; tRNA-intron lyase activity. The record is from RefSeq and is a predicted model, not a curated record. Gene Ontology annotation, cellular component: tRNA-intron endonuclease complex. Lineage: Eukaryota; Metazoa; Arthropoda; Insecta; Hymenoptera; Orussidae. The coding region runs from base 108 to 1022 and encodes 304 amino acids. Gene Ontology annotation, biological process: tRNA-type intron splice site recognition and cleavage; tRNA splicing, via endonucleolytic cleavage and ligation.